Molecule: messenger RNA, 1352 nt
Organism: Frankliniella occidentalis (western flower thrips)
Lineage: Eukaryota; Metazoa; Arthropoda; Insecta; Thysanoptera; Thripidae
Product: UPF0602 protein C4orf47 homolog
Exons: 5
Coding region: 191-1303 (370 amino acids)
Cellular component (GO): centrosome
Source: RefSeq, a predicted model, not a curated record
UCGUCGGAAAAUGGACGAUUCUCAUGUGGGUGGAGUUCGAAAUUCCAGGAGGCAGUAUAAGUUUGUGAACACAACUUAAAAAUGAUUUCUGGAUCAAAAGAGAAGGUGUUUAAUAGCAGCCACAACUAAUACCAAGAAAUUGAAGGCAAACAUAUUUUGGUGAGCGAGUGGCAUAACAGAAGGCUACAAAAUGCCGAAGAUGGCGCACCCAGCAGCCCCUAUAGGCCAGCACUAUGGAAAACGGGACAUGGAGAGAAUUGGAAUAUUUGCAGAAACUGGAUGGUUGCAUGGAGUGCCAUACGUUUCCCCUCAUGGAUACGAAUUCAGGAAAGGAGGCACCAAAGGUCGCCAACUACUCCCUGGUGGUGGUAAGACCAAGGUGGGACUCCAGGAUUGCUACUUUGAUAAGGGGCCAUUCAAAAGGAUUUUUGAAAAGGAAGCAUAUUCGAGUGCAAUUAGAGAAAACUAUUUGGCUUCGAUGGCAUCAUCAAAGAAAAAUAUAUCAAGUGCUGCAUUUUUAGCUGGAGCCCCUAGCAAGAAACAUAGCACACCUGGAGAUUUUUAUGGAACAUUUGCUGGCAGAGUUAAGGCUAUGAGCCGCCAAGAGAAAUCAACUCCACAGCAUGGAGCAGAGUUGCCAAACGUGAAAACAAAUCCUGGUAAAAAGGGUACUUACGGCUAUGCUGACACGACUUUUAACAAAUUCCCUAAGCAUAUGUCUGAACCAUAUCAAUCCCGUUACGGUAUGGCAGCUGCAAAUCAAAGACUUAUCCUUGAUGGUCCAUUUAUUUCAACAAUAUACCCCAGUCCCUGUUUCAAUGGAAACCCAUGGCAUGUAGUAAAGCCAGGCUCAACAUACAUCCGUCGGUCUGAAACCAAACCCAAAUAUCAAGGAGUAGUCUGGGUCCCUCCACAAUUUCCUAAAAAGGUGAGGCCUGUCCAAAAAACACUUAAUUACGCAGCUUUUCUUUACUUUACUUGGAGAAAUCAAUUUUACUAUCACAAGGUAAUAACAAAUUUCUAUCCCAUUCAUUACAGCCAGGCAAUAAUCAUGAUGGCUGCUUUAGCAAAUUUCCUCCACACAAGCCAGACAAAUACAUUGACAUCUUCAAAAUUAUGCGAGGUCCUCUGGAGCCAAAUGUGUUCUAUCCACAAAUUCGUCAGAAGAGCAUGUACACUACAUCUGUGGUCAACAAAAAUGUGGACUUCCGUGUCAAUGCCAAAAACUGGCGCGGCUUCAAGGCAGUGUCUUACACAUAAUUGGAAAAUAUUCAAGAGAGGAGAAAGGAUAACAUUGAUAUAGCACUUUAUAAAAUUUAUAAAUGUAUUUCAAUUAUUAAAAAGAAAAAUUA